AUGUUACACUAUCAAGGCUAUAACGAAUCGGUUGUAAAAACAGUCAAGGAGCUCAUUGAUGCCGUAUCACAACACACUUGUGAUGAAGAGUUCGUAAAGAACCAAAUUAUUGGCCUAUCCAGUCAGUUGACGGAUUUUAGGCAGCUGAGUCCCCUCUCGUCUUUGAUCAUCAACAAGACUUGCAACCAAAAAAUACGCGAAACGAUUCAUAACGCGUUUCAACAGACAAAGAGGGUAAACUAUACCAACAUGUAUGCGCGGACGAAGAUGCAAAUAAAAAAGGGAUUUUUUAACCCAUUUGAAUCGCUGGAUACAGCGCCAAAAAUGACAAUUCCGGAGAUUAAACCGCUCGUGAUUGAACCUGAUGAAGUUGAUGCGAUUCUCCAUGCCAUACAACAGAGGAAUGUUGGGAAACCCAUCUCUUUAUCUGAGCCGUCAAUCUCUAAAAAACCCACGGGAGCACGAGAAACCGUGGAACUUAUGGACUACUCCAAAUUCAUUUCUCAUAAAGACACCAAAGGAGUAGAAAAUGUACAAUAUAUAUCGCAGUUGUCCUGUGAAAAUUUGGCAAAGGUCGUAAGUCUAGAAAGUUCAGAUUACGCUGAAAACCUGAAAAGGAUGAAGGCGAUAGCGCUGGACAUUGAAGCUGAUGUUAGCAUGUUAACUGUAGAGGAGGCUGAAUUUAUACUUGGGGAAAUGGGCCUCUUAAAUUCUAAAAUAUAUGAAAAGGGGAGAAGAAUUGCCAUUGAAAGAAGUGUAGACGAAUGGAUAAAGAGGCCCAUUGUGGUGACAAUCAUGGGUCACGUAGAUCACGGAAAGACGACCCUGCUAGAUCGCAUACAAAGGACAAACAUUGUCAAAACAGAGGCUGGGAGAAUCACGCAAAAACUCGGCGCAUUUCAGGUCGAAACUGCCAAGGGGAAAAUCACCUUUGUGGAUACUCCUGGUCAUGCAGCGUUUGGCGCAAUGAGAUCGCGAGGCAUAAAAUGCGCCGAUGUUGUUAUUCUUGUCAUAUCUGCAGAUGAUGGAAUCAUGCCUCAGACGUUGGAGGCGCUUGAUCUUAUCAAGAAACAAGAUAUGCCAUGUAUAGUAGCUGUGAAUAAGAUCGACGUUUCCACAAAUGAGAUGAAGGAAGCUGUAAGAGCUGAAAUUUCCAAACAUCUUCCGGAUUCGCCUAUAGUUUACAUUAGUGCAAAAACAGGCUUUAACGUAAAUAAGGUACUCGGUCAGAUUUAUGAAACAGAGAAGAAACUGGAUGCAAAGACUAGUCCUUCAUCACAGGGUCGAGCGUAUGUUUAUGAAAGUGUACAACAUCCAACUAGAGGAAAAUGUCUGAAUAUGAUCGUCCGGGAUGGUACAUUUAAGGAAGGAGAUUUUAUCUUGUGUGGUCACACGUACGGAAGGAUUCGGAAAAUGUUUGAUACAUCCGGGGAACAGAUAACCAAAACUCUUCCAUCGCAAAUUGUCCAAGUUUCAUGGACGCAGGAUAUCGCAGCAUCCGCAGGAACGUUUGCCAUUCAAUGUAAUUCCCAGGCAAAGGCGAACAAAUUGGCAUCAUUAUAUUUAAAGCGGACACAAAAUACUGAAGAAAGUUACGACGUUACCAAACAACUAAAUAUUGAUCUAAUACCAGAAAUAAAAGUAGUAUUGCGCUGUUGUGACCAGGGUGGACUAGACGCUGUUUUACAGUGGAUCAAAACUUUCAAUGCUGAAAAACGAGCUUCUGCUGAUAUCGAAUACUUGGUGGAAAGGGGAUACAUUAAAAAGGAUGGAAAUGUUCAGGAGUUGUUGAGCCUUUGGAAUCCGAUUUGUGUUGUUUCCAAACAAAUUGGUCCAUUUAACAGCAAUGAUAUACAAAUCGCAGAAACCGGCCAAGUCUCAUUAUUAGGUUUUAAUGUAGAUCUUCCAUCUAACGUGGCCUUACCUCCUAUUGCCAGAACUCACAAGGUUAUUUAUCACCUCUUUAAAGAUGUCGAAAAAAUGUUCAAACAUUACUACGGUCCCACGUAUUCUAUGAAGAAAGAAGCUACCCUCCAUGUUACACGUUUGGGAACUACAACACUCAAGGGAGUUGGUAAAAAGGUGGCAAUAGGUACAGUGGUAAAGGAUGGUACAGUUCGCAUGAAUUUGUUCUUUAUGUUGACUAGGAAUGGUAAAAUAGUGGCCAAGGACCUUACCCUGUCGUCAAUGCAUUCAUCAAAGAGAUCCGUUACCGAACUUGAAAAGGGAGACGGAAACAAUGCGAUACUUUUGAAUCAAGAUGUUGAUGUUAGAGUUGGUGACGAGCUGGUUGCCUACUCCAAGGAACCACUGCCCCCACUCUUUGGAUCAAAUAUAGAUUGCAUGCUAAAGGUUUGAUAAAGUCUAAAAUUUUAAUUUCUCAUUUG
Messenger RNA from Theileria equi strain WA, 2387 nucleotides. Its product is annotated as translation initiation factor IF-2, putative. The transcript has a single exon. Bases 1 to 2358 code for a protein of 785 amino acids. Lineage: Eukaryota; Apicomplexa; Aconoidasida; Piroplasmida; Theileriidae. Gene Ontology annotation, molecular function: GTPase activity; GTP binding. The record is from RefSeq and is a predicted model, not a curated record.